Molecule: messenger RNA, 378 nt
Organism: Lasiosphaeria miniovina
Lineage: Eukaryota; Fungi; Ascomycota; Sordariomycetes; Sordariales; Lasiosphaeriaceae
Exons: 4
Coding region: 1-378 (125 amino acids)
Source: RefSeq, a predicted model, not a curated record
AUGCAAUCAAUUCCGGCUCUGCGACUGCUGCUGCUGCUGCUGCUGCUGCUGCUGCUGCUGCCCGCCGGUCUCGACUAUGCCGUAGUCCUGGAUACAACACUGCAGCCAAUAACGAACCACCAUAGCUCGGGCUUCCUCUUGCGGAAUCCCGGCCGUGUGGAGAAGCCGGCGAGCGAGGGGCUCGCCGGUCGACGCCUACCCUCGAGCGAGGGCCCCGUCCUGUCGGCAACAUCCAAGCGCUACGCUGCACUCGGGCAACGGCGGGGGAGGAGGGUUGCCAUCUUGGGCAUCUUCGUUGAGAGCAGCCGGGCGUGUCGGCCCUUGGUCGAGCGAACCAGACGGUCUGAUGGGCAGCAUGCCGACAGAGACGAAACUUGA